GAAAUAAACGAUGUGGAUGUGCAGGAGCUGGUGAGAAGGUCAAUUGGAAGGUUAACAAUUAUUCGGCAGACAUUUCCAGUUCCCCAAAACAUAAGUCAGCGCUGUUUCCGUGGCAACCACAGAAUAUCUUCGUCACUGUGUGAUCCGAAGGACCCUUUCUCCCAAAGCAUGGAGAUUUCAAACCUGUACAUAUAUGACACUGUCCUCCUGUUGGCAAAUGCCUUUCAUAAGAAGCUGGAGGACAGGAAGUGGCACAGCAUGGCCAGCCUCACCUGCAUCAGGAAGAACUCUAAACCCUGGCAAGGAGGACGAUCCAUGCUGGAAACUAUUAAGAAGGGUGGAGUGAACGGCUUGACUGGAGAACUGGAAUUUGCAGAAAAUGGGGGGAAUCCCAAUGUGCAUUUUGAAAUUUUGGGGACAAAUUAUGGAGAAGAUCUUGGCAGAGGCAUCCGCAAGGGAAGGGGUUUGAAAGGACUAGUCGAAUCUGGUGAAUCAACAAAUGGUUACAGGACUGGUGCACAGCCAGGGGUUUGGCUACAGGACCAUGGGACUUGCUUUGAGAAACCUGGUCUUCUGGGGGCUGACAGGGUCCCGCUGUCAGGGAAGGGAAAAAGCAUCAUCAGUCAUAGGCUUGCCAAGCUGGUGAAGAGGGCUUUUAAACUAAAGUUACCAGGGAAGGGGAACUUCAAUCCACCCCACUCCUACCAGUUUGAUGCCAGUGCCAGAAAUAGAUGCCCAGAGCCUGGAGAAGGAACACAAGUCAGCAUGAGAGCACCUGAAGAGCAGCACAAAGGGAUUCCAGCCACUCCAGCCAGUAAGUCAGCUCUGUCUGGGGCCCAGCUUAAAUGCCUCUGUGCAAACACACAUAGUAUAGGUAAUAAACAAGAGGAGUUAGACAAGUGCGUAUGCCUGCAAGGCUAUGAUCUUAUUGGCAUAGAGACAUGGUGGGACGGCUUCUAUGACCAGAGCAUUGGAAUGGAAGAAUACAGGAUCUUUAGGAAGGACAGGCAGAGGAGAUGA
Molecule: messenger RNA, 1020 nt
Organism: Phaethon lepturus (White-tailed tropicbird)
Lineage: Eukaryota; Metazoa; Chordata; Aves; Phaethontiformes; Phaethontidae
Exons: 4
Source: RefSeq, a predicted model, not a curated record